Molecule: messenger RNA, 1146 nt
Organism: Coffea eugenioides
Lineage: Eukaryota; Viridiplantae; Streptophyta; Magnoliopsida; Gentianales; Rubiaceae
Product: DNA-directed RNA polymerase III subunit RPC8
Exons: 8
Coding region: 180-761 (193 amino acids)
Biological process (GO): transcription initiation at RNA polymerase III promoter; DNA-templated transcription
Cellular component (GO): RNA polymerase III complex
Source: RefSeq, a predicted model, not a curated record
UUGAAGUUCAGGUUCAAGUUCAAGAAGGCCAGCCUAAACAAACAGAAAAACAACGCUUUGGAAGAAUAAAAGGGCAUUUGGGUUCCUUGAAGGCUUGACCCCCAACUCUGCAGUCUGCCCGUUCUCUAUCCUUUAGGAAACCACUCAAGGUGGAAAUUGCAACAUUGGAUCAACGUGAAAUGUUCUGCUUGAGCGAGAUUGAGCACACGUUGCGAUUGCCUCCCCAUCUCCUUAAUCUUCCUCUUGCCGAAGCUAUUAAGGGAGAACUCGAAGGUCUGUUUCUAGACAAGGUUAUUGCAAAAUUGGGGCUUUGUAUAUCUGUGUACGAUAUUAGGUCAAUUGAUGGCGGCUUUAUCUUUCCGGGAGAUGGCGCUUCAACUUAUACGGUGAAGUUCAGACUGCUAAUGUUUCGCCCCUUUCUAGGAGAGGUUAUUUCCGCAAGACUUAAAGAGUCUUCCUCCACCGGUUUACGCUUGUCACUUGGAUUUUUUGAUGACAUAUACAUACCUAGAGCUUUGUUACCAAGUCCCUCACAUGAUGAGCCUGAUCCAGAAGAUAAGAACCAGGUCAGGUGGAUAUGGGAGUUUAAUGAACAAAAUUACCCUAUCGAUGGCAUGGAUGAGAUUAGAUUCCGGGUUCACAGCAUUCAGUAUCCUUCACUACCACUGGAGCAAGAUGAUGGUUCAAAACCUUUCGCCCCUAUGCUGAUCACUGGAUCACUUGAUGCUGAUGGUUUGGGUCCCAUUGCAUGGUGGGUUUAACAUGCUCUGGGGUGGUGAUCUUUUAUUGUUAGAAGAAGUUAACACAGUCAGUUGAUUACUCAAGCAGCAAGCAUGACCCUUCUUAUAUCUCUACAUGAGGACAUUGAACAAGAGUGCUUUCGUAGACCUUUUUAAUCUCUUGUCAUGACAGUCCUUUAAAGCUGUCUGUCCAGUUUUCCCUUGUAUUUGGGGUUUGUGUUAGGCUCGAGGGAAAGAUUACUUGCAUUCAUAAUUGGGGUUGCAAUUCGUUGAGGCAGGAAAAGCAAAAUAAUAUAUCGUUUACUACGGAAACUCUUAACCAGAAGUUCGUAUGUUAAUUGUAAACUAUGGGAUUAUAUUUCGCGUUGCUGUAAGUGGUUUGAUUUUGAUCACUAGUUCUGGUUCA